AUGUCUUCAAUUGGCAAAAUCAAUGGCUCUAUUUUCGGGGCAACGCAAGAAACGACAUUGGCACUCGCCAACCUUAACUUUGACUUUGCCCUAUACAAAGUCGAAGCCCCUGCUGAAUAUCAAGCCUUGGGUAAAUGCCUCACAAAAAAUCGUCUAAACGCGGCCGAAAGCGGCAACGAGCAUAUAUUCGCGCGCAAGCUUGCUGCCCUAUUCUCACAAGCCCUUCCACCCACCCCUAACUUGGUACGGAUAUAUGGAAACAGGGCAUCGGAGAUCGUACAAGAGGUAUCGAAUGACACGGCAAAAGGGUCCAAUAACAGGGGCUUGUUCAGUAACUGGCUUGGACCUGACGCAACGAGCAUAUGGGCUGCUGCGACUUCUGGUUCUGGUGCCAUCUCGGCUCACCUCCUUGCGUGUAUGUUGGCAAGGAUCUGGAGCCCAUCGGAGGCCGUGGCUAUUUGGAAGGAGAUAAUCCAGGCCAGGAAAGAUAUACUAUCUAAGAUUGACGUGUCGGACCCGAUGAAACCUGCGGCGCACUUCGCGGCCCAGAUAGACCUCACAGAGUCUCAAAUUUCUGGCUGGGAUAGCAGCGCACGAGCUUGGCUUGAAGUUGCUGAUAAGUCAAAGCUUCGUCAACAGAAGCAGCUUCUCCUACUCAUUGAGAACGCCGGAAUACCAAUCAAUGAUGAGUCCGACACCUACACUAGUGUUCUCAAAGCAUGGACAACUGCACUCACCGCGAUGGAAAACAUUGCAAGCGGUAUACCUCAAAGCAUCAAGGAUGGAUCUGCUCUGCUUGCUCUGAGCUCUUGGCAUCUAUACCCCGACAUGUUUGUACUGGGCGCCGGACCCGAUCCCGUUAUUCAGAAUGAUCCAUUGGUGCCUGUUGGUGGGAUGGUUACCCUUGGACAGACGAGUUACUCUGCUCGCUCAGACGAUAGACCAUUCUGGUCACUCCCCCUCGCCUACCUCAAAUAUUACGGAGAUCCUGUUACGACAUCCAGGAUUUUUGGAGAUCAUGCGUCACGACUCUCCAUCUCAGAGUUCAACUAUGUUGUUUUCGGCUCUAUUCUCUCCAAUUGGGGAGUCUACGGCAAAAACAUUUCCAUGGCGGCAGAAUUCUUUGUUGUUCUCGAUGAGUUUCUAUUACGGAACAGUUGCUAUGAUCUCAAGGGACACGAGAGCUGGACAAGAAUGCUUUCGAAGACUGCUCAGAGGUACUUGUCAGCUUCUGAAAAUGAGAAAAAGUUCAUCGAAUGCCUCGUCAUGCGUGGCCACCGACGAUAUAAGAAUUUCCUCUCCAGCAUGAGUGAUCAAUGGCUCCCACUAUGGGGAUUGGCUCAUGCCGACACUAUGAUUAGCCUUGCAAAGGAUAGAGACACUGCGGUUGCCAUAUUGAGGCUGUUAGCAGAAAAUAUAGGCUGUACUGACCCUAAGUCUCUUCUCAUUCGUUAUGCUUGCCAAAAGGAAGAAGACCAUUUCACCAAGAAAGAUUACUCCAAGCAGGAUACUACCCCAGGGACACGCAUAUGGGAAUAUGCUUCGGCAAUAAAAAGCAGUGAAAACAGCAAAAAGAGGAAGCUUGACCCGUUGAUGGAUUUAUCUGGGCAUAUCAGGUGGAGCAGCGUGGAUGCAUCUUCUUGGUCUAAGGAUUCACACGGGGAAGAAUAUAAAGACGUCAAUGAUGUUAUCGCGAUGUCUAUAGGUGAUUCAGUGUUCAGGUGGCAAUCAAAUCCAGUGACACUUCCCCUUGGCAUUCGUCCUUUUGACACUCGUCCCCUUGAUAUUCUUCCCGUUAACUUUGAAAGCUUUGAUUCAGAGGUUGGAAGCUUUAAUUCAGAGAUUAAAGGCUUUGAUCCAGAGGUUGAAAGCUUUGUUCCAGAGUUUGAAAGCUUUGACUCAGAGGUUGAAAGCUUUGAUUCUGAAGAAAUCAGAUACGAAUGUAUCAUUGGGGAUCCUACGGACGCCGCACUUUUCAAGCGAGUUGACAGGAACAUUUCUGGUUCCUCAAUGCUUGAAAUUGAGCUAGUUCUCAACAUACUCCGUUGUGGUUGGCUUGAUAUAAACAAGAUGGUAGAGUUUCUGGAUUUUUCGGGUGAAUGUCAGCGAUCUAGAGUUCCUCAGAAUGUACAGUCCUUGAGAGCACUAGCAGCCGCUAUCAGUGUAUACGAGCUGAUGCCAGGAGCUACCAUUAGUACCGGUGUCUUUUCUUCGCCCCUAGAAGAGGCACUCUGGUUGCCAUCUGAGCCUGGAGAGGUGGACUCAGGGAUGAACUCAGAGAUUGAACUCAAAGAAAAGGGCUCUCUCUUUCAUAGGAGUUCUGUGAACCCCAAGGAUAUAUUCACUCAAGACCCCGGAACUCCAUUUUCCAACACAAGCUGGGGCUCCCAACAAGGCGAGGUCAAGUCACCAGAAGGCCCCCCAGAGCCGCGCGAUCGCAAAAUUAGAACGGUGGAGCUUAGUAGAGCCCAAGUCUUCGCUUGCAUUGCCAUGUUUGAAACUCGCAAUAUCAACUUGGACCCCCGCAGUUUGGAGCCAGUGAUGGCGAUUUCCACUGGGAACUCAUUAUACGUGGCGAUGCCACUAAUAAGCGAUCCGUUUGACUGUCCCGACCCAAGUGAGGUGAAGCAUGUGGUCGGCAACAUUGGAAGACCAGGCAUCAGCCUUAUGAUCCCCCCCGUUGUCCCAAUGGUUCGGAAGGUGGACGAAUCGCGGUGGGUUAUGAUCAAUCAUACCGACUUCGAUGGGUACCUCAGUGAUUCCUUCCAGCAUACAUCGCUGCAUCUUUCAUUCACACGUUACGAGUUGCCCGUAAUAUCUGAACAUGGCUAUCAAGGGGCUGAAGCCAGCUUUAUUGAGACAAUCGUAUCUAUUUUUGACCAUCAACCGGAAAAUCCUUGUGUAAUUCGAUCUGCCCGGAAUUGGAUCGGGCGCUUAUCAACAACUGCGCUGAGCGUACAGCAAGGAGCAAGGACGGUUAUUCUUAAGCAUGCUGAUCAGGUGUGCUGGGAGUGUCUUCUACAACGAUAUCAGAUGGACUCUAGUGAAAAGAGGGGGGAGGGGCAUUCACCCGGCGGCACCAAGACUGUGAUGCGUAACACUCGACGUCAACACUUCACCAAUUCAACUCCCAUUAGCAACUUACCACCAUAUCUACUUUCUGGGCCUAGUUUGCUAAGAUUAGCCAGCAAGAUGCCCGUCACGCAGAUUCUCUUGCUUCGGCAUGGAGACCGGCAGCCGUGGUCAUUAAACCCCGCAACGGGCGAAUACUCUUCCCGCGAGCCUUUUCCCACGGGCUUGCCGGCUGACCCUCCACUUGCCCCCGGAGGUGUUUCCCAGUCAAAAGAAACGGCAAAGCACCUCAGUAGCUACCUGAAAGAGCACGCUGACCAAGGCCGGCUGCGCAUCUACUCCAGUCUCUUCUACCGCUGCCUGGAGACACUGCGGCCUUCCGUGGUUGCGCUCAGAGACACCGUGGGCGAUUCAUCAGUUGCUUUGGAUAAACUUCAAGUCAGGGGAGAGACGGGGAUUGGGGAGUGGUUCGGCCGUGCAUGGUUUGUCCAACCGAGACCGGGAGAUGCAGCCCAGCUGGGCAAGUUCUUCCCCUGGGUAGACGAAAACUAUAAGCCCAAGUUGACACCAGCGGACAAAGGGGAGAAGAUCCACGAACUGCAUGACCGGGUUGCAAAGGCAUUGGCAUUGGUGAUUGAGGAUGUUGACAACGAGUUUGUUGCAACUGGCAAGGGUGACCAAGAAGUCACUCUACUAUUUUGCAGCCAUGCAGCAGCCAUAAUUGCCAGCGGCAGAGCUUUGACGGGAAAUGUCCCUGCCGACUACGAUGAGAUAGAUUUUGGAUGUUUCACUUCUGGUAUCAGCAAAUUCGUGCGCAAGAAGGUCCCCGCUGCGGGUGAAGCAUACUUCAACGACGACUGGCGUAACAGCGGAGGCGUGGCUGGAGGAUGGGAUUGCGAGUUGAAUAGCGAUACUAGCCAUUUGUCUAGUGGUCCUCAGAAUGGAUGGCACUUCCAAGGCGAUCAGGCGUUUGACUCAUAUGAAGCAGCUUCAAAGAUGGGCGUAACGGAGUUGAGUGGCAGCAGGGAUCCGUGA
Messenger RNA from Clonostachys rhizophaga, 4107 nucleotides. NCBI's taxonomy places the organism in Eukaryota, Fungi, Ascomycota, Sordariomycetes, Hypocreales, Bionectriaceae. The record is from the annotation of a GenBank genome assembly.